AUGUUUGCCCUUUUGAUCGCCACUGGCUAUUUUGUGUGGAGAGCCGGUGCUGCUGUAAAGCAUCGUUUCUGUGGAAACCAGGAACGGGAGAUCAACGAAUCCAACGUUAACCGCAGGGGUCCUUUUAGAGAUACUCCUAGCAGAGCAGGUGUGGUGAGGAAGAAGAAGAUUGCUGUUAUCAGAGGAGACUCUAAGGUUUGCGGAGUUGUCAACUUCGAGCAGGAGAAGGAAUCCGACCCAACCACUAUUUCCUGGGACAUCUCGGGCAACGACGCCAAUGCUCUCAGAGGUAUGCACAUUCACCAGUUCGGUGACAAUACCAACGGUUGUACCUCGGCUGGUCCUCACUUCAACCCAUUCUCCAAGACCCACGGUGCUCCAGAGGACGACAACAGACACGUUGGUGACUUGGGUAACGUCACCACCGACGCUUCUGGUGUUGCCAAGGGUACCAAGAAGGACCUUUUGGUGAAGUUGCUCGGUCCUAACUCUGUUGUCGGCAGAUCUGUUGUUGUUCACAGCGGCACUGACGACUUGGGUAAGGGCGGUAACGAGGAGUCCUUGAAGACCGGUAACGCUGGUACCAGACCUGCUUGCGGUGUCAUUGGCCUCACCAACUAA
Molecule: messenger RNA, 621 nt
Organism: Candidozyma pseudohaemuli
Lineage: Eukaryota; Fungi; Ascomycota; Pichiomycetes; Serinales; Metschnikowiaceae
Gene: SOD1
Product: superoxide dismutase
Exons: 2
Coding region: 1-621 (206 amino acids)
Biological process (GO): removal of superoxide radicals
Molecular function (GO): superoxide dismutase activity; copper ion binding
Source: RefSeq, a predicted model, not a curated record